GCAUGAUGCGUGUCCGUGGCAGUCUUAGUUUCUGCAGCUAUAUUCUCUACAUGGUAUUGAUAGGCAAUCAGGGACAGCCAACACUGGAGCCACCAACUGGUCAUUUCUGUCCCAGUGUCAACAUCACUUACACUUGUCAUGACAGUCAAGAUUCACCAGUAAUGAAACCAUAAAGAAAGAAGACAGUUUCUACUCACAAGCUACCAGUUUCAGUGUUGAUAUGGGGACAACGGAGUUUGUCAGUGUGACAACUAUUCUGAUUGUGAUCACUAGUGGCAUAGAGAAUGGAACAAACAUCACAUGUCUGACCUACAGAGGUGGAGACCAAAUGGUGUCCUCUUCCGUGCUCUACUUUGCAGAUCUCCCUCGCUUGAAAAAAACUUCAGUGAUAUUAUGCCCAGAGAAGAACAUAGCAGUACUAGAGCUAGGAGAUAUGUUUGAUGGAGGAGGAGUUCCAAUUGAUCACUACAUUAUUAAAGUUGACAACGGCACACAAUUGGAAACUCCAGGCCCCACUUACAGUUUUGACAUCAUGUACAAUACUACACUGUCAGUGAACAUCUCAGCCCACAACUGUGCAGGAUACAGUGACUUCUUUCCACUUGAGAUACAAUAUGAUGAAGGUGGAGUUUAUUGGUGAAAUAUGAUUAUUAUCUAGCACUAUAAUAAUUAUACAGAUUCUGAGCAUAGUACACCCAGUAUGACCCUGAGGCCUGUCACUGGUGGUUCCUCAGUUUGUGAUUGUGGUACCUGUAUCAGCUGCUGGGGCACUUCUUGUCAUCACAAUAUCUGUUGUAAUCAUUGUUUUGCUUAAAAGGCACAGUAGUACUAAUAAAAACAGACAGCAGGAGAAGUGUGAUGUGGUGGAGAACUCUGCUUAUGGUGUCCAUGUUCAAGGCUCAGCUGGUGAUAGACUGGAGCCAGACUACAACAUGGAGAACAACCCACUGUAUGAGAUGAGGAUACUGUCAAAUGAGGGACACUCACACAAGACACAAACACCAGCUCCAGUCCCUGUGUAUGAGACUGUUGA
This is a messenger RNA of Geodia barretti, 1033 nucleotides long. The record is from the annotation of a GenBank genome assembly. NCBI's taxonomy places the organism in Eukaryota, Metazoa, Porifera, Demospongiae, Tetractinellida, Geodiidae.